Molecule: messenger RNA, 4470 nt
Organism: Macrosteles quadrilineatus (aster leafhopper)
Lineage: Eukaryota; Metazoa; Arthropoda; Insecta; Hemiptera; Cicadellidae
Gene: Maf1
Product: repressor of RNA polymerase III transcription MAF1 homolog
Exons: 6
Coding region: 633-1337 (234 amino acids)
Biological process (GO): negative regulation of transcription by RNA polymerase III
Cellular component (GO): nucleus
Molecular function (GO): RNA polymerase III core binding
Source: RefSeq, a predicted model, not a curated record
UCGGAAUCUACUGGAAUCUGUCAAAAGUGGCGUUCUCUUCUGUCAAUAAAAUUCAAGUUCGUGAAUAUGAAAAUUCUUUAGUAAUCAUGUUAAUUUCAUCCGAUUUCUCUUGAGUGUGUGUUCUAACGAUAGUGCUUUAAGCGUGUUUUCUGCGGCAUAAACUUUUUGGUGCGGAUAAGUGCUGUAAAAAGAGAUUUUUCUCUUUCCUUUGUCAGGAACUGAACAAAGACAGAGGUCUUUGUUUGUAAACAAGUAAAAUACAACUUGUGUUUUUACCUUCAAAUUUUUGGUAGAUAGAUUGUCUGGCUAUAGUAAUAUAAGAUCUGUAAUGUACCCAUCGUAUUCUGAGGAUAAAAUCACUCUGAGGAUAACUGGCUAUAGUCUAUUACAUUCAAGAAGAAAAGGAAUAUUUUUGCACCCAAAAAUAAUGUUCAAGAACUUUAGAUCUCUCCUUCAAAGUCGAAUAAAUCUUUGUCCGCUACCAAAUCAUUUUUAAACGACUAUAUUGUAUUCAAACUCGAGUACCUGUGAUUAGGCUAAGUCCUUUUUAAACAAAAUAUUAAAAUAUUGGCAACCCAUAAAUAAGUGGCUUGCUUUGUUUGUGGCUGUGAUAUACCUAAAAAAAUACUACGAUGAAGCUAUUGGAGAGUUCACGAUUUGAAGCUUUGAACAGUGCCCUCGCAAUUGACUCUGGGGACUGCAAAAUUGUGGGAAGGGUUGAGAGCUACUCAUGCAAGAUGGCUGGGAAUGAGAAGCAGAUGUACAAGAAGUUCAACUCGGAACAGGGUAUGAACCCAAACGAUCUACAAGCCUUGAGUCCUCCACAGACUGGUGUAUCUCCUGGCCAAGGGCUUUACAGUCGCAGUAUCUCUGGUGACGAGGAAGGACCUCUAUGCGACACUAUCAGUCGCAAGACGCUCUUCUACCUCAUUGCGACGCUCAACGCGACGUUUCAACCAGAUUACGACUUCUCAGAUGCCAAGAGCCACGAGUUCAGCAAGGAACCUAGUUUACAGUGGGUGAUGAACUCAGUGGACAGCAACCUGAGCGCCACGGCCGGCGAGCAUUACCGCAAGAUGAGGGCUCAUCUGUGGGCCGCUAUAGACGACGAGGUCAACCUGCCGGAGUGUGAAAUAUUCAGUUACAAUCCGGAUUUGACGUCAGAUCCGUUCAGUGAAGACGGAUGCAUCUGGUCGUUCAACUAUUUCUUCUACAACAAGAAGUUGAAGCGUGUCGUCUUCUUCACAUGUCGGGCCGUCAAUCCGAUUUAUGCUCUGGACUCGGGCAUUGGGAGUGACUUUGCGAUGGAUGAAGAUGAAGAAGAUGCCUACCAGUAAAACGUUGAGAUGUUUUCGUAGCUUUGAGAUGUAUUUGGAUUCAUCUUUUAAUAAUUAGUACAUUAAAUUACUUAUACCUAUCAUUUUCAUGGUUUCGGUUUUUAAACAUUUUGCCCAGUAGUUAUCGUACUUUGAGGAGAAAGCUUCUGGUUUAUUUUGUAGUUUAUAAUUUAGUUUUGAUCUCAGACUAGGUUUUUACCUUUUUGCUAUCUCAGUCUAAGGAUAAAUCCAGUAGACAUAUAGUUUUACCAUACCGUAAGAUGAUGUUUUUAUUGAUGUCUGAUGUAUAUUAGGAUUUUGUUUAGCUGAGAAUUACCUAUUAACUUGUAAUUAUACUGUUGCCUCUGUCUUGGUUUGGAUACAUUAAAUGUCAAUUUGAAAAGAGGAAAGUAUGCAUUUCUGCUGUGAACAACAUCUCUCACUUGGAAGAAUAUAAUUUCAUAAACAGCUGUAUCAUGUUAAUGGUUUUUUCCUACAGUUACCUAACAAUGUACAUGUUCUCUUACUGAUUUGAGAAAACAAAGUAGCCAAUUCGCUUAUCAGCGAGACAGUGAUAAGAUAAGAUCUUUAUUUCUAUUAGGUAUUCUUUUGAAUACAUUGGAUAUGUCAGGUUACAAUAUAUAAUCUGACAAUUUUAACAUUGUCUCACUCUAAUUACUUUGUCUCACUCCAAAUCAGCUGGUCAGCUGUUGUACUGUUGUAAAACGAUUGAGAAAAGCCGUACGAAUGUAAUCUUUGCAGUAAAGUAUUUACAAUGUCUUGUAGCGUUUCUUUAUCAAUAUAUUUGUUUCAUGGUAACUGUAGGAAAAAUAUAAUGUGCAACUCGAGUGCAAAGUGGCCUCACUCGAGAAACCAUUCCUCACUCGCCUACGGCUUGUGAGUAAGGAUUUCUCUCGAGUGAGGCAAUUGCUCACUUUGCUCACUAGUUGCAAAAAUAACUAUUCUCUUGGCUGAUAAAGUUAAUAUUUGGCUUCUACCAAAAUUAUCCAGUUUUUCUUGUUUAAUAUUCUGUAAACUAUAUUCUCAUCCGUUACAAAGUUUACUCUAUAAACUGUAUUAAUGAGUAUCAAAACUUUAAAUUGUAAAGUUUGUUUAAGGAUUAAAAAUUUACAGUUUAAGUGGUAAACUCAAUUGCAAUUUGUAUAGUUUUCACAGUUGAAUGGGUACCCUGUUAAAUGCUUGAUAACACUUGUGAACAAAACAAUACAGUUGAUUUUAGCUGCAUUUGUGUUUUCAUAUUUUAUUUUUCCACAUUAUGUUUUCAUUUUUGAAAACACUAGGUGCUUUCAGGACUUAGCAAAACAACAUUCUAAUGUACAAAUGAGUGCUUAAAAGAAAAUUAGGCCACCACUGUAUUUGCUUUCGAAUGGAGUUAUUAUUCAUAAAACACAAAAUAUUUCAAAUGAACUAAGAUGUAAAAUAGACCAAGAGUAAAAUAAAUGUCAGUCAUAAACAUUAAAAAAAAUAUUCUCGGCUUAAAGAUUGGUGGUGGAGUUAUAUUCAAUAUUCAUGUAUCUGAGUCAUUUUAGUACUACUUAUUUUGGUAUGGAAUUGUUAAUUUAAUUUGUACAUUCAUUUAUUGGUCCUCUAUAAAGUAGUCCACAAGAGAUUGUACAGAGGAAAGUGGUUUUUCACAACCUAACCGCUAAAGUAUAUUGGUAUACAUUGACUCUUGUUUUCUGUCUUUUCUAAAAUGUACAUAUUAUGACUUGUAAAUGUAGCCUUUGAUUGAUAAACAAUUUAGUUUUUUCUAAAACUAAUCUAAAAAUAUUAAUCAUAUACUUUUAUGAAAAAAUUUGUUUCAUUAAGGUAAUUUAUACCUUGAUUUGUUGUAAACUGAUGAAAAAUAGGCCCGGUAGUGUUAAAAUAAUAUUAAUCUCAUUUACAGUUAGCAGUUAGUCUCAUUAUCUUAUUAACAGUUUUUAAUUUUUUUUCUAUUUAGAAAACAUCAGUUUUUAAUAUUAUCACUAAUUUUGGUUGACUGAAAUUAAUGCAGUAUUUAAAGUGUUGGUCCCACCUACUAACAAACUAGGUUAAGAUUUAGUUGUAAAUAUAUGUCUAACAAUAUUUGCACGGUGUUGUUUCUCAAUUUUUAGUUCUCGCCACUUACUACAGGUUUUAAUCAAAUAUUUUAAUAAUAUGAAUGUAAUUUUUGUUCUGAAAUUAACUUUUUUUCACUGAUUUCCUCAACAUAUUUCCAACUAAAAAAUGUAAAACUCAAGUUGAUUCUUGAGAAAUGUAAGUAGGCAAUGAUCUUAUAGGAUAAGAUGUGUUAGGCUUGAAUGAGACUGCGAUUUCUUCAACUGAACAAAGUUUUUGGUUAAGUAAUUUACAAUUGUUUGUACCUUAUUGUACUUUGUAACCCGUCAGUGUUAAAAUACCUUCUGUUUGAAACCAUCAUGAAAUAUUAGUUUCAAUCUAUGAUAAGGGUAACUGUAAACCCUGAAUACAGUUGUAGUAUGGAUGGUUUAAAUUAGUAGGUCCAAACAAUUUCUCAAUGGCGUUGGUUCGUUUUUUAUUUAACAUUUGUAAUAAUGAGACUUCACUUCACAGUUAUAUGUUGUUGCAAGUAUUAGUGUAGUGGUGAUUAUUAUGUAAUCAAAUAUGUUAUGAUUUCUUGAAAUAAGUAAAAAAAAAAAAACACAUCACACGAACUUGCGAAAGGUUCACAAAAAAAUGUUUUACCAUUGGAAAGUUAAUUUUUACUUUGAAUUUAAAAGAAGAUAUUAACACAAUCAUAAAAAUGUGACAAUACGUGCACGUAAUACGGUUUUCAGUAAAAAGUAUUUCCCACAAUUUUUCAUGUAUAACAUAUAGGCACUAUGAACAAUAUCAGUGGCAUCUCACAAAACCACUAUGAAAUAGAUUUUGACUACCAAAAAACUAUGCACUGAUCUGAAUGUACAUUGAAAAUUAUCCGUCUUAUCGUAGUGUGUACACAAUGUUUAAAUAUGUAAUAUUACCAUACACCGACUUCUGAUACUUUAUGUACAUAAAGAAAGUUAUUUAUCAGAGUUGUAUAGUUCAGAGAGAGAUAGAUGGAUUACUUUAUUUGUAACCUUGUGUAAUCCUUCUGCAUAUGUUAUCUGUGCAGUUUUAACAUUUUUAGAUUACGUAUUAGAAUAAAUCUUAG